Molecule: messenger RNA, 548 nt
Organism: Gilbertella persicaria
Lineage: Eukaryota; Fungi; Mucoromycota; Mucoromycetes; Mucorales; Choanephoraceae
Exons: 2
Coding region: 220-465 (81 amino acids)
Source: RefSeq, a predicted model, not a curated record
AAAAAAAAAAAAAGACAAUAAUGCAAAAGCCUUGUACUGUUGUCACGGAUUCACAAGGCAUACAAAGAUGGUUCGCUGCUGUUCUUGCCUUUUUUUUUUCAAAAAUAUUUAAUUCGUUCAUCGGAUCCUUAUCUACCGGUUAGCUUUGAACCAUAUCUACAACGAUUUGCUUACAACGACUAUUCAAACCUCAAAUUCAACAAUCCUGAGCUCCGCCAAAUGUACUCAAGACAUCUUCCUAAUAUACAGUCAAUAAAGGCUAGCAUAAACACUACCCGAUUUAAACGUUUUCUUCGGAUUUCAAUUCCAAGUCGUUCGAGGAACCUAUGGUAUCGUCUUUUGUACAACAAAAUCUCCAGCAGGACAAUUACCACCUCCAUCCUGCAACUACUAGAUGAUAAUCAAGUUAUACUCGAUGAAGCCGUCAAAACGAUACGAAAACUAUCUGCUUACAAAUACUUGUAAAUUCUGUUUUUUUAAGACAAGUCACUGCUUCUUACACUUGUUCUCCUUUAAAUAUAUCCCCCUAUUCGAUGAGUUUAAUGAAA